Plasmodium gonderi is the source of this 222-nucleotide messenger RNA. RefSeq names its product ubiquitin-like modifier HUB1. NCBI's taxonomy places the organism in Eukaryota, Apicomplexa, Aconoidasida, Haemosporida, Plasmodiidae. Gene Ontology annotation, biological process: mRNA splicing, via spliceosome; protein modification process. Gene Ontology annotation, molecular function: protein binding; protein tag activity. The coding region runs from base 1 to 222 and encodes 73 amino acids. The record is from RefSeq and is a predicted model, not a curated record. The transcript is spliced from 2 exons. Gene Ontology annotation, cellular component: nucleus; cytoplasm.
AUGAUAGAAAUAAUACUCAACGAUAGAUUGGGCAAAAAAAUUAGAGUAAAAUGCAACCCCGAUGAUACGAUUGGAGAUUUAAAGAAGUUAGUGGCAGCACAGACGGGAACAAGAGCUGACAAAAUACGAAUACAAAAGUGGUACACAAUUUACAAGGAUCACAUAACUUUACAAGACUAUGAAAUUAAAGACGGGAUGAACUUGGAGUUGUAUUACAACUGA